This is a messenger RNA of Caenorhabditis angaria, 1445 nucleotides long. The record is from the annotation of a GenBank genome assembly. Lineage: Eukaryota; Metazoa; Nematoda; Chromadorea; Rhabditida; Rhabditidae.
AUGUCGGGCCAAUUGAAUUUACAGGGAAUUAUUACCAAAAUAGAGACAAAGUUCGCAUAUGUCACUUGUACCGAAGAAGGUAAGUAGAUAUAUAAAUAGAGAAAUACGAUUUGACAUAGGCAUUUGUCUGUAGACAUGAAAUUACAAUCAAAAAGAAUUUGAACAAUUUCCGGCUUUAGUCAUAAGCUAUGCGCUCUUUGAAAACCUAUGCCCUUUUCAAAAGUGCAAUUUUUCGGCGCCUUUGAAAAAAUGUUUUGUGUUCGAGAACAUUCUUCUGUUUCUCUAGUUGUUUCUUUUUUUUAGCGCUGUCUUUCAAUAAAAAAUGUUCAAUAUUUAUCAGAAUCCGCAAUUUUUUUUUUUCCAGAUUCUGACAAGAAGUUUAGUGUGUUUGUGCCAUUGGGUGCUUCAGUUCCAAAAGAUCAGGAUUUCCCAGAUCUUCUAGAAGUUUAUUCGUAAGUGGUUGAAUUUUGAGUUAUCCCAAAAAAAAUUGUUUUUUUUUCCAGGAUUGGCGAUCGGGUUUAUGUAAAAGCGGUUCAUCAGGGUUAUAUAAAAAACGGGUGUGCUUUGCGAGGAGUUCGAAUGCGAAAAAUGCCGCCACCAAAAUCUUCCUCAUCUGCCAACACAAGUUCGGGUUCAAUCAAAAAUGCGGAUUCCCUAACAACUUCUCACGAUGAUUAUAAAAAAUUCCGUGUAACUACAGUCACCGAAACUUUUGCCUAUGUCGAUGGACUAAAUCUUGGACCAAUAUUUGUUCCUGGCGGAGCUUUUGAUUCGAAUGAAACAACACGACUCAACGCCCAUUUGAAAGUUGAUGAUAUUUUGGUGGUUCGAAUUGAAGAGCAACCAGAAAUGAGUGGAUGUCGAUAUAAAGCAAAGUUUGCGAAAAAAUUGAUUGCUGGUACGGAAGGUCAACGUCGAAGUAUCGGAAAAAUCACAAAAUUGGAAGAUUACUAUUGUGAAGUAUUUGAUCUUGAAGUAUCGCAGUACAUCUAGUCAGUUUUUUCUUUUCGCGUAAUAUUUAUAUUUAAAAAAAUAUUUUUCAGCUGCAAUAUGUUGACUUAUACUGGCGGUGAUUUUGGGAUCAAUGCCGAUAAACUGACAGAUGUUGUGACACUUGGAGAAUUAGUGAUGUUUACUGCUGAAAUUCGAGGCUCACAAUAUCGCGCGGUGAAUUGGCACACUUUCAAUUCUCGCAAUGUUGUCGUAGAAGAUAUUCUCAAAUUGUUCAAUAAAUCUUACAAGGAUUCAUUCACACAAACCAAUCAGCCUAUGGAGGUGAGAAUUCGAUUGAUUUUUUGUGAAGAAUCAAAAAAGUUUUUUAAUCUGAAUAAAUCCAUUUUUUGCAGUUCCGUCUUCUCGGAAAUGUGCUUCACAAUCAUCCUGAAUGGAUUCAAGAGUAUCCAACAAUGUUCGGACUAAUUGACCCAAGAAUUUUGAAUAAAUGA